CUGAAGAGUCUCAGGAUGGACAGCACGUCUGGGCUAAUAAAUUCAUUGACAUCUCAAGCCCUCCUGGUCAUGGCUACAUCCUCUGAAGGUCCACUUGGAUUAUCUCAACAGCCUCCUCAUUACACUGUUGCGAUGGCCAAACCUCCACAGAUGACUUACCUGAGUCCAGCAUACCCUCUUCUCUACCCACCUCAGGAUCAUAUGAAUUCAGGAUGUCCACCCCAGCUUCUCUCGCUUUCCCACCAAUAUGGACACCCUCGACCAGGGGUCGGAGUUCUAGGCUAUGGUGCGCUGCACCCUUUUGCGGCCUUUCAUCUCCCAGAGAGUAUGGAGAGACUUCAGGCUGGGUUUCUGAAUGCCAAAAGGAUGAAAGGAGACUCAGAACCACCACAGAUCCAUUACCUACCGAUGGAGACCGGCCUGGAAUCUCACAUGUCCCAGGGGCAUGCGGCCCCCCCAACUUCCCACAGGAGCUCCCCAAAAUUGCGAACAAGCUCAAAAAAAGAUAAGAAAACGUCUUUCUCUGGACCGUUGUUUUGUCCAUUGUGUCACAAACACCUACAAAAAGAGGAACUUUCCCACCAUCUUCAGCAUGAAAUGGAGCAUUUCUCUCACAUGUCAGACAGUGAGUCUGACAUUGUUCCGGAGUCAUCUCAGAAUAUUUCUCAGUCUCCGAUGACAGGACGAAACUCGCGUAGCGAGUCACCGCUGAUGACCUCGGAAGAUGGGCAAAAGCUUGACAGGAAACAGGUCUUCCAGCAAGUUCGGUGGAACAGAGAGGAGCGUAUGGGAGCACGAGUGGGAAAAUGUAAGCGUGUCCGAGGAAACACCCAGGAGCCUUUAAGAGCUGUCCACGCCGAUAUCGAGACGUCAGAGGAAAACCGCUGGGAAGACGAUAUGCGCAGUCCAGGGAAACUGUCCUCCCAAGAGACAGAUUGCAGGGGGUCACCUGGGAGCAGCCUUUCAUGUCACAGUGAUGAGUCUGACAGCGACGAGACACCAUCCUCCUCCACCCGAGCAAAUGAAGAGAAUCUGGAAGCUCUGCGAGAGAAAAUUCAAGAACUUACAGAGAAGUUAAGAAAUACGCACACUUGUCACAUAUGUCUGGAUGCCUACACUGUUCCAGUUGCCUCCAUCCAGUGCUGGCACAUUCACUGCGAGGCAUGCUGGCUUAGGGCACUGGGAACAAAGAAGCUGUGCCCUCAGUGUAACACCAUAACAUCUCCGAGUGACCUCCGCCGGGUCUAUCUGUGACCUGCACAUCAUUCCUCUGCAAAGUAUAGCAAGCAAGUUGAACGUGGCUUCCAGCAAUAGACUAUGAUUGAAUUGGGUACUACAAGGGAUUUUAGUAGGCCUCCAGCAAUGGACUAUGAUUGAAUUGGGUACUACAAGGGGUGUUAGUAGGCCUCCAGCAAUGGACUAUGAUUGAAUUGGGUACUACAAGGGAUGUUAGUAGGCCUCCAGCGAUGGACUAUGAUUGAAUUGGGCAAUACAAGGGAUGUUAGUAGUGUGCUCUAGGCUUGUUGUGUCCUACUAGAAUUUUUUGACCUCUACCACACUUGGCAGGAUGACUAAUGGAUAGGCUAUGAUUGGUAAUGAAAUAGAGUCAUGCAACAUAAGUCCUACCCUCUUCCAACUCCUUCGCAGAUGCCACCUUAUACAAUGACAUUCUGGAAUGACAUUCUGGGCCACUUCAAGAUGUGACUUGCGUACUGCUAUCCAAUAACUGGCAACAUUCAACAAGUCAGUUUUUUAAAUAUGUUAACAUUUUUGCUAUAGGAAGAAUUUUCACAUGCUUCGAUCAACAACCAAGAUGCCAAGCAUAGGCCAGCUUACAUUUUCACUUUUUAAAUUGUGUUUUCAUAGUUUCAGACCACCCAAGUCUGAUAUUUCAAUGUUCGGUAGAUACUCUAAAAUUAAAGCCCAACUGCAGGGAAUUUGAAAAUUCACCCAUGCAGCAGGGCUAUGCCCGUACAUCAAGAUUUAGCUGCUCAUGUGGGUCUAGGGGGCAUGAAAAAGUAUUAUUAUAUUAUUAUACAUGAUUUAUAUAGCGCCAACAGUUUACGCAGCGCUUUACAAUGUAUAGGGGGGACAAAACAAUUACAGUACAGUUCAAUACAAAAGGUACAGGAGGGUCCUACUUGUAGAUCUUAGAUUCUAAAGGGAGGGGGUGGUGGUACAAAAGGUAAUAGC
Molecule: messenger RNA, 2193 nt
Organism: Rana temporaria (common frog)
Lineage: Eukaryota; Metazoa; Chordata; Amphibia; Anura; Ranidae
Product: E3 ubiquitin-protein ligase Rnf220-like
Exons: 11
Coding region: 16-1254 (412 amino acids)
Biological process (GO): protein ubiquitination
Molecular function (GO): ubiquitin protein ligase activity
Source: RefSeq, a predicted model, not a curated record